Messenger RNA from Colletes gigas, 4049 nucleotides. It is a transcript of the gene Zmynd8, whose product is annotated as protein kinase C-binding protein 1. NCBI's taxonomy places the organism in Eukaryota, Metazoa, Arthropoda, Insecta, Hymenoptera, Colletidae. Gene Ontology annotation, biological process: regulation of DNA-templated transcription. Gene Ontology annotation, molecular function: protein binding. The record is from RefSeq and is a predicted model, not a curated record. Bases 303 to 3596 code for a protein of 1097 amino acids. The transcript has 7 exons.
UGCACAUAUACGCAAAUAAAUAAAUAAAUAAAUAAAUAAGUAUAUCUACACAUACACGCGUGCGCGCGCGCACACACGCACACGCACACGCACACACACACACACACACAGAUACAGACUCUGGACAAAUAAUAUAGGUAUGUAUUGCCCGUAAAUACAAACGCACCACGUGGUUCUAAUAAUUAAAGUUAGCGUCAAAAGAUGGAGACACCAGCGUCAGAAAGCGGGUUUUUAGGAGGGGGAAGGAAUGCUCAUGCUUUUUAAUGUAAUGUCUUAUUGUAAACACAUAUUCAAGUAAACGCAUGCGAUGUGUCAAAAUGACAUCUGUAGAAGUCGAACGAAGUUUGCCAACUUCUCUGCAGCUACAAAAUCCAGCUAUACCUGAAUCGCAACAAGAAAGUUCAGAAUCGGAUAUUCCUGAGAGUGAAAACAAUUCCAUCGAUGAUCCUUGUACGCAAAAAAGUAGAACCUCGAUCGCAGCUGCAACCAAUAGUAUUAAAAACAUAGCAAAUGUCACAAACCGUGAUAAGGAAAAACGUGAAGACGAGGUAAUUAUCCUCGACAGCAGCAAAGAGGAUGCUGAUUAUAACAUAGAUAAAAUAAAACAUGUUCAGAAGACAGGAAAAUCAAAUAUAACAUCCUCUGUAUUGAAAAAUGAUUCCAAGAUUAGUAAGAGCGAUAAUACAAAAGACACUAUGAUUAGGAGUGGCCAUUAUUUGAAAAGAAAACAUCGCAAUUUUCUUACUGAAGAUGAAGAUCUGGAGGAAAGUAGCUCAAGAAGUAAACGAAAAAAGAAAAGUACGAGCGACAAAUUUUGUUGGAGGUGUCACAAAGAAUCCGUAGAAGCAUAUUGCAGUGCUUGUCCUCGAUCGUGGCAUCGCAGAUGCAUAGGUAUGCAACCACAGUCUAUUCAAAAUUGGAUAUGCGGAGAAUGUGCAGCUAUUCUACAAGCAGAAAACGCAGAAACCCGUUCUACAGCUAUGGCACAAUUAUCGAUCGAUCAGCUCUGUCUAUUAUUAAAAUAUGUGGUUGAAAGAAUGAGGGAGUACCCUGGUGCUCUUUUGUUACAGUCGGAACCAUUCUGGAAACCAGUCGAACUUUCCGAAGUUCCAAAUUACCUAGAGUACGUGGUGAAACCAAUGGAUUUGAAUCUUUUAGAAUCAAACGUGCGGUCGAAACUUUAUGGUAGUACGGACGCGUUUAUGGCUGAUGCAAAAUGGAUCCAGCAUAACUGCAUUGUAUUUAACACGUGCGGUGGUGUGUAUACCGACACAUCAAAAUUAACGAAUGCCGCAAAACAAGUAAUUAAAUUGGCGCGUCAAGAAGUAUCAGAAAUCGAAGCUUGUCCCGAUUGUUAUGCUCAUGGCCGAAAUUUACCCAGACCCCAGCCGUCCUGGUUUAUCGAACCUUGUCGUCGUCCUCAUCCACUUGUAUGGGCGAAAUUGAAAGGUUUUCCGUUUUGGCCAGCAAAAGCUAUGCCUCGGAUAAAUUCUCAAGGCUUUGUAGACGUACGUUUCUUUGGCGAACACGAUCGUGCGUGGGUAUCGCAGCGAGAUUUAUUCUUAUAUUCGAAAGAGCCGCCUGUUCCGCUACCACGUAAGCGGAGAUUGGAUAUGGAAGAAUGUGUUCGAGAAAUAACUCGACAUUGUCGUAAGCUCGAACUUGUAUUUGGUCAAUUUAAAUUUGCACCUCCCAAGGUCCAAUACAAUCCACACGACCCGCUGCAAAUUAAGUUAAUGUUACCAAAUUAUAACCCACUUUUCAACAAUUAUGGAUCUUCACAAUUUUUGAUUCCCAGAAAAAAGUCGCUUCUGAAAAAACGACUGCACGUUAAAAUUAAAUCGAAAACCGACUCGGAGACAAUGGACGAUUCUGAUAUUAAAACUAGAACGUUGUUCGAUUUUGGCAUAGGCAGCAAAGAAAAUAAAAUUGAAGCUAAAGUAUCGAAAGUGAAAGAAUCUGAUCGGUCGACCGAAGUCGAAUUGAUCUUGAUUGCGAGUGACAGUCCGAGUACUUCUACGGAUUUAAACGAAACGACAGAAAGUGAAAAUAAGGAGGAGGACCGAAAACUUGUCGAAAGUGAACCAACAGUUUCGAAAUUAGCGAAGAAAAAAGAAGCGAAGCCGAGUUCAAGCAAAAUCGAUGGAAAGAAGGAUAUAAACAAAAGUAAUAUGAACAAACGUGAUACAAGCGAAUCAAACAUUAAGAAAUUAGAACGGAAUAAUAACUCUGAAAACGUAACGAACGAUAAUACAAAAUCUUUGUUGAAUUUGUCAAAAGAAACAAUAACGUCGUCGGAUAGCGACUUGAUGGACGACGUUACAACAUCGAAAAAGGAACAACAAUCUCUAUUGACGAUUAACAUUAAUAAGGAAGAUACCAAUCAAAAUUUAUUAAGCUCGCAAAAAAAUAACUUUAAAGGUACAAAAAACGUGGUGAAAGUUUACAAGCCAAAAACUAGAAUGGUUGAUAAAGUGAACGCUGAGAAGGCUUUGAGAUCUAUUGCGAGCGAACAUCAGAAACCGGCCACGACAGAAUUAACAAUAAUUUCAGACAAACAGACCGACGGAAUAUCAUCGAAGGAUAAUUCAAAAAAUUCCAACAAUAAUAAUUUAAUAUCAUCGUCUAGUUCGAUAUCAACCGGCAAAACUCAAGUCGACACCAAUGACGCUCAGACGGUUAAAAAAAAUUCCGCGGAUCAAUCUGUUGCGUUACUUUUUGUUGUAAACAAUAGUAUAUCCGACACUGUUAAGAAAUCUGUCGGCGAUCUGUCGUCGUUAAGCGAGAAAGAAAAAAGUAACCAUGUGCAGACGGUUCAACAACAAUCAUCGAGAGACACGGCUCAGCAGCCGUCGUGUCCAAAAAAAGAGAGCAAAGCUAGGAAAUCGUUUCCUAAUAAAGCUCGUACUGGUUUACAACCUACUCCACACUCCUCGACAACUAUAUUGUCAGAUGCAAUCGAUUCUAUGGUUUAUAUUCCAGCUUAUCAAGCUGAAAAUUGUGUCGAAUAUGAAAUGGUUCCGCCAGAGGCAGGGCCUGCAAGUGCUCGUUUGUAUCACGGUGCCCAUGAUUUGGCCAGAAAAAUGGCACAGUUAAUGGAAGAGGCAUACAAAGAAGCAUCUCAAGAAAAUGUUACAUCCGAGAACCAUCAAACGACUGUUCAUUUUUUACGAUUACAAAUGGAACGGAUGACAUGGCAACAUCAACAACAACUUGCCGAACUGAAACAUAACACUGAUCGAGUAUUCAGGGAAAUGAAGGCAAGUUUGGAAGCUGAACGAUUCCGUGCCAUCGAAGAAACUCGUAAGGAAGCUGAAGAGGAUAAAGUACGAUGUAUCGAGGAAAUUAAACGUAAACAAUGGUGUGCAAUGUGUGGGCGAGAAGCAUUAUUUUAUUGCUGUUGGAAUACCGCGUACUGUGACUAUCCUUGCCAACAGUCACAUUGGCCAAUGCAUAUGAGAACGUGUGCCCAAAAACCUUCGUUCACUACUAUCGUUACUAGUUCUGCUACAAAUUCGAGUCAACAGCAAAUGAUGCCAAGACUUAUGAUAAAUACACAACAUGUGACGUCGUCGUCAAAUGUAUGGAAGGCCUAGACCGUAUCGGUGUAUGCAAGUCCUUGAAAUUGCAUUAAAAAGUUAAAUAGGUUAUAAUUACUCGUUCUCGAAGUUUUGGUAAUAUGUUUAGAUGUUUCUUUUAUUGCUGCUGUGUCCUGUGUUCACGUACAAGUGGUAUAAUUAGAAUUACAAUGUUACACAAAAUAAUACUUUAUACUUUUCUCGUAUUGUAAUAAUAAAAAUGAUAAAAAAUAAAGAAUAUUUAUUCAGGGGGCAUGGUUCGGACGUGUUUUAUCAGAACUAUCUCCUAGUAUAAAGAAAAAUUGAAAACUCCUUUAUUAUUUUGCAACCUAAAACUCAUUACUAAGAGACACGUACGGCGAAAUGUCCGAAAAAACCGGCAUAUUUAAAACACAGCUGCACACGGCAGUAACACCGAUACUAAAAACAGUUUCCGAAUAAAGCGUACAAAUUUUAUAUAUUUUAUUUUUU